GAGCAAUGCAAUUUGAUAAGCAUCAUUACGUAGGCUGUUUUCUAAAAAUUAAUAAUGUGCUGCCAUUCAGAUAGCUACAUUUUUUAUGGCAUUAGCUGCUCGUUUGCGGAAACUCCUUGCUCUGUUUAAGCUGUUUUGCGCGGCAGGAUCGACCACUUAAUUGGCGGGAUGCAUUUUAUUUACAGGAUAACUUCCGCGCUACUGCUUUACGCAUGUUAUACAUCUUUCUUAACCAUCGCGGAUGAUUACAAUUACGCCACCACCGGAUCGUCCGGACCGGGCGGUCCCGGCUGUACUCCUGCAACGCCCAAACGCCAGGGCAAAUCGCCAUGGUCACUCGACCCUUUCCUGGGCGUGUACGACAUGAUACCGGCACUUCGUCACAACAUCGUUAACUUCACCGAGCAAAUUCUGUUCACGCCAGCAUUUCUUGUGGACGGUGGCGAGCGGCAAAAGUUUAACCUGACAGCCGACGGCGACAUGUACGUGCAGUGGGUCCAUAACGGAAACGAUUCCACCUUUACCACUUUUGACAGUUGGCUGCCGUUUGUGCUGGAGGAGGAGUUUCAGGUCGUAUUUCCCGGAAAUAAUAUGCUAAACUAUUCCUUUCGAAUGACGAACGAGUCGACGCUGAACGGGCAUUUCUACCGUACAUUUCCGGAUGGUCACUCGGCCGAUAUUCACUUUUGGCUAACGUUCAACGAAACCAACUUUUGGGAUGAGGUCAAUGUCAGUUCGCCGUUCCCACUCAACGCCUACGCACCGUUCAUGAAGAUUGACCCAAAAGCCAGACCGUGCAAUCGCGGUGAUUGUACAUACUUAGACGAUUAACCCGUAGAACCCGGUAACCGUGGCCAACGAUCGUUGCACUUCCCCUUCCAAGAUUUGCAGCGCCGCAAUAUCCAAUCCACAGCGCAACGGCGCCGCAUGCACACUCAUCACGUGACAAUUUUUUACAACAUUUUCUGAAUAUUUAUUUCUUAGGCUGAAACACGUUGUAACUUGUAACCGUAACCGGUUUCUGUAUGCUGCUCUGUCGCUGAUUUCCAGAUGAUUAUGAUGCAAAGUUUUUUUGUUUAAGAGUGCACUUGAUUGAUGUGUCUGGUAACGAAAUCUGAAAGUGGUGACAUUCGGAAUACCAAGAAGAUUUACAUAAUGCCCAGUG
Paramacrobiotus metropolitanus is the source of this 1165-nucleotide messenger RNA. RefSeq lists its product as uncharacterized. The coding region runs from base 169 to 831 and encodes 220 amino acids. The record is from RefSeq and is a predicted model, not a curated record. The transcript has 5 exons. Lineage: Eukaryota; Metazoa; Tardigrada; Eutardigrada; Parachela; Macrobiotidae.